Molecule: messenger RNA, 1045 nt
Organism: Ictidomys tridecemlineatus (thirteen-lined ground squirrel)
Lineage: Eukaryota; Metazoa; Chordata; Mammalia; Rodentia; Sciuridae
Gene: Gpr31
Product: G protein-coupled receptor 31
Biological process (GO): negative regulation of inflammatory response; G protein-coupled receptor signaling pathway
Cellular component (GO): membrane
Molecular function (GO): bioactive lipid receptor activity
Source: RefSeq, a predicted model, not a curated record
AUGGUGCGCCCCAGCUGCUCGGCCCCCAGCACCUCCGUGGAGACAGCGGUGGGCGUGCUGCUGGCCCUGGAGUGUGGGCUGGGCCUGCCGGGCCAUGCUGCUGCCCUGUGGACCUUCUUCCGCCUCGAGGUGUGGAAGCCUUACACUGUGUACCUGCUCAGCCUGGUGCUGGCAGACCUGCUGCUGACCGCCUGCCUGCCCUUCCACGCAGCCUUCCACCUGAGACACAGGGCCUGGGGCCCCAGCCUCACGUCCUGCCAGGCCCUGCUCUGCCUGCUGCUCCUCAGCCGUGGAGUGGGGGUGGCCUUCCUGACCAACGUGGCCUGCCACCGGAACCUGCGUGCGCUCCACCCACGGCUCAAGGUCAUUCUGUACCCAAGGAUGGCCUGGGGCAUCUCGGGCCUCGUGUGGCUUCUGCUGGCUGCUCUCACCCACCAAAGCCUGCUGGUCUCCAAGGCUCCCCAGAACUCCACCAAGUGGCCCAGCUUCUACCCCAGCACCACGGGGCAGGAGGUGCUCUUCUUCCUCCAAAUCCUCCUUCCCUUUGGCCUCAUCUCGUUCUGCAACGCCAGCAUCAUCAGGACCCUCCAGAGAAGGAUCCGCGUGUCCCACCAGCAGCCCAGGCUUCUCAGGGCCAAGGUGCUGGUCACUGCUGUGCUGCUGCUCCUUGGGCUGUGUUUUCUGCCCAGCGUCCUGACCAGGGUCCUCAUGCACACCCUCCAAGGGUCACAAAGCUGCAGUGUCCUGCAGUCACGGUGCACAUGGCCGAGGUGCACCCACCUGCACAGUGUGCUGAACCCAGCUGACUACUUCUCCAACCCGGCCUUCACCCACUCCUACCAGAAGGUGUUCAGCAGCCUCAGAGGCAGGAGGCAGGCCGCAGAGCCUCCCAGCUCCGACCUCAAGGACUCCUAUCCUGACAGCAGCCACCCCCACCCCUGGUUAUGUGCAAACUGCGGGCACCUGGGAGUUUAGAGUCCUGAGGAAGGGGACUCUCGGCUGCCGAGCACAGACCGGGUGGAAGCCUGGCACAGCUGCUGCAGGU